This is a messenger RNA of Dictyostelium purpureum, 1472 nucleotides long. RefSeq lists its product as uncharacterized. The transcript is spliced from 7 exons. Gene Ontology annotation, molecular function: peptidase activity. NCBI's taxonomy places the organism in Eukaryota, Evosea, Eumycetozoa, Dictyosteliales, Dictyosteliaceae. Bases 9 to 1430 code for a protein of 473 amino acids. Gene Ontology annotation, biological process: proteolysis. The record is from RefSeq and is a predicted model, not a curated record.
AUUUCAAAAUGUCAUUAAAUCUCGAACAAAUUAAAACUUUCAGUACUAAAGCUUGGGACGAACAAAUUAUCCCAACUUUAUCAAAAUACAUUGAAAUCCCAAAUCAAUCACCAUUAUAUGAUGCUGAAUGGGCCACCAAUGGUUUAACUGAACAAGCCAUUGAAUUAUUAAACAACUGGGUCUUAGCUCAAGGUAUCAAAGGUUUAACUUCAGAAAUUAAAAAGAUUGAAGGUUUAUCACCAAUUAUUUUAAUGGUCAUCGAAGCCACCAAAGCUGAUGCCAAGAAUGUUCUUCUCUAUGGUCAUAUGGACAAACAACCACCUUUAACCGAACAAUGGACUGAUGGUUUACACCCAUACAAAGCUAUUAUUAGAAAUGGCAAAUUAUAUGGUCGUGGUGGUGCUGAUGAUGGUUAUUCAACUUUUGCUUCAGUUUUAGCCAUUAAAGCUUUACAAGAACAAAACAUCCCACAUGAUCGUUAUGUUGUUGUCAUUGAAGGUUCAGAAGAAUCAGGUUCAGUCCAUUUACCAGCUUAUAUUCAAAAAUUCGAAAAGGAAAUCCAAACUCCAUCACUCGUUGUUUGUUUAGAUUCAGGUUGUGGUAAUUAUGAUCAAUUAUGGAUGACUUCAUCACUUCGUGGUGUUUUAACUGGUAAUCUCACCGUUAAAGUUUUAGAUGAAGCUUGUCACAGUGGUUCAGCUUCAGGUAUUGUUCCAUCAUCAUUCCGUGUUCUCCGUCAAGUUCUUGAUCGUCUUGAAAACCAACAAACUGGUGAAGUCAACACUAAACUCAAUGUUGAAAUUCCAUCAUACCGUAUUGAACAAAUUAAUAAAUGUGCUGAAGUUUUAGGCAACACUAUCUAUGAAGAAUUUGCUUGGCACAAAAAUACCCAACCAGUUACCAAAGAUCUUGCUCAACUUAUGAUCAACAAAACUUGGAAACCAACUCUUUGUAUCACUGGUGUUGAUGGUAUCCCACACACUUCAAAUGCUGGUAAUGUUAUGCGUACCCAAACCACUGUUAAAGUUUCAAUUCGUCUUCCACCAUCUUUCCAAUCUGGUAAAGCUGAAAAGAUCUUAAAAGAAAUCUUAGAAUCAAAUCCACCAUAUGGUGCUGAAGUUACUUUCACUAUGGACAAAUGUGCCACCGGUUGGGAUUCACCAGCUAUUAAACCAUGGUUAGAAACUGCUCUUGGUGAAGCCUCAAAUGCUUUCUUUGGCAAACCACAUGUUUACAUGGGUGAAGGCGGUACAAUUCCAUUCAUGGGUAUGCUUGGUGAAAAAUUCCCAGAAGCUCAAUUUGUUAUCACUGGUCUUUUAGGUCCAGCUUCAAAUGCUCAUGGUCCAAACGAAUUCUUAGAUAUUGAGUUCGGUAAAAAAUUAUUAAGUUGUGUUGUCUACCUUUUAGAUGCCCAUGCCAAAAAUGCUUAAAUAAAAAUUUAAAUUAUUUUUAUAGUUAUUUUAUAUUUAAAU